Molecule: messenger RNA, 2498 nt
Organism: Salarias fasciatus (jewelled blenny)
Lineage: Eukaryota; Metazoa; Chordata; Actinopteri; Blenniiformes; Blenniidae
Product: probable carboxypeptidase X1
Exons: 15
Coding region: 18-2420 (800 amino acids)
Biological process (GO): proteolysis
Molecular function (GO): zinc ion binding; metallocarboxypeptidase activity
Source: RefSeq, a predicted model, not a curated record
UGCAGGCUACAGUCACUAUGGGAGAGUUCCUGCACUUCACUCUGCUUUUCUGUCUGAACUGGGGCGCUUUGGCUCUCGCUCCAACCAGACCUGCUGAUAAAACUACAGUCAGACCCACCGUGGGCUCAGAUGCCAGUUUUACUCCGAGUGAGGAGCUUUUUUCUGCAGGGAGAAUCAAUGCCACUGAGCGCCCCACCGCAGGAUUCACAGCCAGUGAUCGUCAGUCAACAACAGAAACCACCACCACCACCACCACUACUACUGAGAAACUACCUGAGAAAACACUGUCAGGAAAAGAAGAGGAGGAAGAGGAAGGGCCAAUAGAAUUAGCGAGCAGAUCCACCAGGAGUGUUAAGGUAGGAAAGAAGCCCAGAACGGCGCUGAAGAAGCCCAAGGUCAUCGUCAAGAAGCCAAAGGUCACUAAGAAAGUGCGAGCCAAGGUCAAAAAAAUUGUUCACAUGAUGAAUAAAGCCUUUCUGACCGCUCCAGAAUGCCCCCCGCUGGGUCUGGAGUCACUGAAGGUCAAGGACGACCAGCUGAGAGCUUCAUCCUUCAAACGGAGAGGCCUGGGCCCCCACCGCGGCCGCCUCAACAUCCAGUCUGGGACUGAGGACGGAGACAUCUACGACGGCGCCUGGUGCGCUCAGUACCGAGAUAAGAAGCAGUGGCUGGAGGUGGACGCCCGGCAGCCGACCCGCUUCACCGGGGUCAUCCUGCAGGGCCGCAACUCCAUCUGGAGCUGGGAUGUGGUCUACAGCUACAAAGUGCAGUUCAGUAACGACACGCUGGUCUGGAAGCCGUGCAUGAACGGGACUGAAGAAGCCGUGUUUGAAGGAAACAAGGAUGCAGAGACACCCGUCCUCGCCCUGUUCAACACUUCCACGGUGGCGCGUUACAUCCGCAUCAACCCACAGUCGUGGUAUGAAAAUGGGACGCAGGGCAGCAUCUGCCUGAGGGCGGAGGUGUUGGGAUGUGCUCUCCCGGAUCCUAAUAACAUCUACGCAUGGCAGACGGAACCAGAGGGGUCUAAAGACAAGCUGGACUUCAGACACCACAACUACAAAGAGAUGAGAAAGCUGAUGAAGUCUGUGAACGAUGCCUGUCCCGACAUCACCCGCAUCUACAGCAUCGGGAAGAGCUACACCGGCCUCAAACUCUACGUCAUGGAGAUCUCGGACAACCCAGGGAAGCACGAACUCGGAGAACCGGAGUUCCGCUACGUUGCAGGGAUGCACGGAAACGAGGUGCUGGGCAGGGAGCUGCUGCUCAACCUGAUGCAGUACAUGUGCGAAGAGUACAAACGAGGGGACCAGCGAGUAGUCCGGCUGGUGAAAGACACUCGCAUCCACCUCCUGCCCUCCAUGAACCCUGAUGGAUACGAGCUGGCCUUUAAGAAGGGCUCGGAGCUGUCGGGCUGGGCCCUGGGCCGCUACAGCUACGAGGGGAUCGACAUGAAUUCCAACUUCGCUGACCUCAACUCGGGGAUGUGGACCGCCAUCGAGCUGGAGACGGACCAGUCCAAGUUGAUCAACCACUACUUCCCCAUCCCAGAGUACUACACCUCCGAGGAGGCCUUUGUGGCCUCAGAGACCCGGGCGGUCAUCAGCUGGAUGCAGAACAUCCCCUUCGUCCUCAGCGCCAACCUCCACGGCGGCGAGCUGGUGGUCACCUACCCGUACGACAUGACCCGCGACUGGGCGCCCCGGGAACACACCCCCACCGCCGACGAGAGCUUCUUCCGCUGGCUGGCCACCGCCUACGCCAGCACCAACCGGGUGAUGUCCAACCCGGACCGCCGGCCGUGCCACAACAAGGACUUCCUCAGAUAUAACAACAUCAUCAACGGAGCCGAUUGGCACAACGUACCAGGAAGUAUGAAUGACUUCAGCUACCUGCACACCAACUGCUUCGAGGUGACGGUGGAGCUGUCCUGCGAUAAGUUUCCUCACGCCAGCGAGCUUCCCAUUGAGUGGGAGAACAACAGGGAGUCUCUGCUCAUCUACAUGGAGCAGGUCCACCGCGGGAUUAAAGGUGUAGUUCGGGACAAAGACACAGGCGCCGGGAUCAUGGACGCCAUCAUUAAAAUUGAAGACCUUGAUCACCACAUUAGAUCAGCCUCUGACGGCGACUACUGGCGUCUGCUGAACCCGGGCGAGUACCGGGUCACGGCCACGGCCGAGGGAUACCUCUCCUCCUCCCGCACCUGUCAGGUGAUGUACGAUUACUACCCCACCAUCUGCGACUUCCACCUCACCAAGAUGCCGCUGCAGAGGCUGAAGGACAUCCUGGCGAAGGGCGGGAAGAUCCCGAAGGACCUGCAGCUACGCCUGCGGCAGCUCCGCAUGCGGAAGCUCCGCGCCACCACCAAGGCCAUCAACCAGAGGCGGGCCGCCGCCAGCAAGCGGGCGAGGAGGGCGUGAAGAGGAGGAGAGUGACUGGGAACAAAGCAGGACUUGGUUCAGAGACGCCCGGAUUCACCGGAUUCAUGCCUGAUCAUC